Molecule: messenger RNA, 1764 nt
Organism: Stylonychia lemnae
Lineage: Eukaryota; Ciliophora; Spirotrichea; Sporadotrichida; Oxytrichidae
Source: the annotation of a GenBank genome assembly
AUGGAUAAAUAGUCCAGAUUAUUCUUGCAACCUUUCAUAAAGUCAAAUGCUGUUAAUGAUUACAUCAUUGUUGACUCUAUAUUUGUACCAGAUUCAGAUCUACUGAGAUUUAAAGCUUACCAUAAAGCACAAAAUUAAUUAGUCGAGAUUAUAAAGGAAAAAGUCCUAAUCACUGAAGUGAAUAUUAAAAGACUAAAAGCAUAUAUUAUUGCUCUAGAAUAGAAACUCCUGCAGUUAUUUGAUUUUUUGUUAGAAGUAGACAUGCUUAACGCGAACUACAUUUAUGUCUACAAGAUUAAACUAGUAAAACAAGAGUAAUAUAAUGAUGAUAUCAGUAUCUUUAAACUAGAAGAUUUCCUUAAUCUAAAUCAUUAAGAAAUGGAUAUGCUUGAAAAAAUUUAGAUUUUAUAGAGUAUUAUUAAGUUAACUCAGCAGCAUUAAUAUUUGACAAAAUGCCCGAUCCUAUGUUUAACUUUAGACAAUAUUACAGUAAAAAGAAUUUCAAAUGAUUUUUUGAUUGGCUUGAAUAGCUUAGAAGUAGAUAUAUCUAGGAUUAUUGCACUGCAGAAGCAUGAUAAUUCACUUCUCAAUUACUUACCUCCUGAACACCUUUUUAACUCACAAGAAUAUCAUAGCAAGUGUGAAAAUGAUAAUUGGAUGAUAGGAUUGCUAAUAUUUAGAGUACUAUUUGGAUAUGAUGUUUUCUAGAUGCCUAAUACCUAAGAGAAAUUGAAUCAAAUUAUCAAAAUAAUUGGGCUGCCUAAAAGUUAAGCAGAUAUUCCCUAUUGCAACUAAGAAUUAUACACCUCAAUAUUCGAUUAAGUGAAUUCUAUUAGAUCUAGGAGCUUCAUUGAUUAUAUACAAUUUUAGGACAUUGAUUAAUAGGGUAAUUUGAUCCUGGCAGAUGUGCUAAAGCGUUUAUUAUGCUGGAAUCCCUUAGAAAGAAUGAGAUUAUCUAAUGUGUCUGAAUAGCUACAUAAGCUUAAGAACUAUAUCAGCUAACCUUUUGGAAAUAACUUACAAUUGAGCCAAUCUAUAUCAAUGAAAUAAGAGAGUCUAAAAAACUCUACUAUUGAAGGAUUUUAGAUUUUCAAAAUCAACACAUAAAAUUCAGUAUUCCAAAGCAAUAAAGUCCAAAAAUCUGCUGAGGAUACAGAACUAGAAUUUUCCAUUAGUCAAAAGCUCUCUACAAACAGACUGUCCUCAAAAUAAUAGAACUCUCCAAUAAAGCACUCAGCAAGCAUGACCUUUGAAAAGCUCAUGGAUAAGCAAUAAGAGAAUAUACUAAACUUUUAAAAACUUAAAGCUAGAUGCCUUGACUAUUAAAAAGAUUACCAAUAAAAGAGAAGGUAAUAGUCUAGAGACAAUAGUUAAAGUGAAAUUUCAAGUUUCAGACUAUUGCCAGAAGGGUCCAACAAAUUAAAGGAAAACAAAAACUUUAUUAAUAUAUAAGGUGAUAACAAUUCCUCAGCUUACAUUUCACCAAGGGAUUUUAAUCUUAAUAAGAUUUCACUUAAGGAUUCUAUUGAAAAGAAAUUACUUUACACUGAUAGUUUGCAUAAAAAUGAUGAUAUAAUGUCCAGAAAUAUUGAAACAGUUUUAAAGCAGGAUAAAUUCCUCAUUGAUAGUUUGGAUGAGAGAAGAGAUAAAGAUAUAAGAGCUCUAAAAUUACAAUUUAAUAGUAUAGAUGAAAGGAAUAGAGAUGAUUAUUAGAUAAAUCAUAAUGCGAAAACUAAUAAUAUACUAAUUUAGGAACAAUUAUGA